Messenger RNA from Oreochromis aureus, 2261 nucleotides. RefSeq lists its product as uncharacterized. Gene Ontology annotation, molecular function: sodium channel regulator activity. Bases 1 to 690 code for a protein of 229 amino acids. The record is from RefSeq and is a predicted model, not a curated record. Gene Ontology annotation, cellular component: voltage-gated sodium channel complex. The transcript has 7 exons. NCBI's taxonomy places the organism in Eukaryota, Metazoa, Chordata, Actinopteri, Cichliformes, Cichlidae. Gene Ontology annotation, biological process: sodium ion transport; regulation of heart rate by cardiac conduction; cardiac muscle cell action potential involved in contraction.
AUGAAUUUGUCGAUGAAAAGAAAAAAAUAUAGUAAAAAUAAAUUCGGUGACGUCACAACACUAGAGAUUCUGAGCAGCAGAUAUCUGACAGUGUCUCAGUGCCAUGCUGGCUGUUCCGAGGUGGAUUCUCUGACUGAGGCUGUGGCUGGAGAAGGAUUCCUGCUGGGCUGCAUCUCCUGUAAGAAACGAGAGGAGGUCCCUGCACGAGCCACCGUAGACUGGCAUUUCAAGCCUAUGGGAAGGGAGGAGUUCAGGCAUAUUUUCCACUAUGACCACCCUGUAGCCGACAUCCUCCAUGAAGACUUCAGCGACCGCCUGGAAUGGCGCGGCACGCUAAAUGGUGACAUUCAGAUGGGAACCGUUUACGUUAAUAACAUCACCUUCAAUGACACGGGGACGUAUCGCUGCACCUUCCACCGCACCCUCUUCCUGCCGCUGUCUCCUGAGCUUGUCACUGUGGAGAAGGAGGUGGAGCUUAGUGUGGUGGGUGUAGCCAAUCGGGAGCUGACCGAUGUGAUCUCAGAGAUAAUGAUGUACGUGCUGAUCACAUUCCUGCAGCUGUGGCUCAUUGUGGUUCUGAUCUACUGUUACAAGAAAAUUUGGGAUGAGCACGAGGCACGUCAAGCUAGAAAGGCUCAGGCUGGACAGGGAGAAUCCAAAGAUAACUGUGACGGGGUGCAGCUAGAGUAACAUCAGUGGUGAAAAGUUUCAUUGCUACACCACGAUUCUGGUGAAAUGGAGCCCGGGCAGGAGAUCAGAGCAUUUUUUUCUUUGAGACGGACCUGCUCAUUUCCACCUUUGUGUUUCUUUUUUGGCUUUGCAUGAUUACAACUCAAAAUAAUCCUUAUUUAUCUCAUGCUGGGCCUCGAAGAAGCCUCUCAGAUCGUCCUCUGUGUAAAACAAACUGUUUAGUUCCCUCUUAAGGGAACUUUCUUCUGAUUGUCUGUCGCUCAUAUGUAACACAUUUGAAAAUGUGGGUGGAGCCUUUGUACCUGAGAUGACCUUAUUAGGGAUAUCCCCUCUCUCUGAUGUCAGACAAACUCAAGAGUAGAUAAAUCUGAGUGUGGGCAGUCUGAUGCCUGUGCUGUGAAUUUUGAUUUUGGAUAUUUAAUGCAAACAUCUUGCACUGUAACAUUACAUAAAUGACAGGAAAAAAAGGUCCACUUUGGGUGGAGGUGAGUGUAGAGCUUCUUUAAUUUAAGGCUUAAAGGCCUUAAAGGCGUGAGUAACACCUUUAAAUUACAGAUGUUUAUUAUCUGAUUUACAAAACAUCUAUGAAUCCCUCAUCCUGCAUUACUUUAAAAACACUAAACCUUUAAUGAAGAGUUUUGGGGCGGCAAUCUCAGAAAAAUUAAAGAGUUAGAUUAAAUUACUACUUAUUUGCCACAGGUAAGCUGUACAUGAGUUACCUAAUAUACUUGUUAGAGACUUACAAGUUAGCAGGGACUCGAGAAUAUUCAUUCUCCAUUAAUAAUUCCAGAUAAAUGUGGUCUGUUCUCCCUCUGUGCAUAAAAACAGUAUUAAAACUAAAAGUAUUGCCAGUACUGACGAGUGAGUCCCAAAGUUUGUGCUGGAAGGUCGUGCAGGUGGGCGUCAGUAGUAACAGACAUUCGGUUUCAAAUUACCCACGAGUAUGUACAGUUACAUAUUCAUAUAAAUAUGUUCGUUUAUACAAAAAGUGAAUUAAAAUCAGUAACAGGAGGUGGUUGACUUGUCAUAUAAUUCAUUACUUGUGACUUAAAUUUACUGUUUGUGUUGCAGUUUGUAUCCCAGUGGCAGUAUGACUGAGGAGCAUCUACAGCCAACAGCGUGUUUGGUGUUUUUUGAAUAAGAUUUUUGAAGUAAAUACAUCACUUUCUCUUGUAUUUUGUAUUUUAAAUGAAGAUGUAAUAUUGGGGUGGAUCAUGUGGGAUUUUCUGAUUUGUAAAUGGGUGCAGUACUCCUGACUUUGGGAUUGGCUGGUAUAGACUGUCGGCUAUACUCAUGUAGCUUACAUCUCAAGAACCUGCAUGAUUUCCAAUGGUCAGCAGGAGGCAACGCCGCUGGUUUCAUCAAAAUGACCCCACUGUUCACUUUAUCUAUUGCCUCAGUAAACACCUUCCUUAUGAGUCUGUGGUCUCGUUAAAUUUAGAAUAAAGUCGAUCAGCUGAUGCGAUGCUCCUUGUGAUUGACACAAUGAGCUCGAAGCGUCCCUCACUCUGUUUUUAAAGGAUCGAGAUGGACAAAGUCAAGGUUUCAAAUAAAACUGCAUUUACACGGAA